GGCAGACAGCAGGCUCUAUGAUUGGAUUGUUUACUGGAUCCUGAUAUCUGACAUAUCAACGAAGCACAAACAACACAAACGCUGUCUUGAUUAUAGGUUUCUGAUAUAACCCACCACAACAAUUGCACAGGCAACGGUUGGACAGUUGGAAAAACUUCUUUUUUUUUAAAACAUUAGCAGCAGUAACGUGAUACCUCACAGGUAUUUGCCUGACUUUACUAUUCUGAAAAGACUUGAAACAACCAGAGCUGACUGCAGGAACGCUUCUUCCGCCUGUGCUCCUCUCCUGCACUUCCCAACCAGGAAACAUGGCGAGUAACCUCGUCUCGAGGUUAUUGCGUCCCCCUGUGUUUACACAGCUGGCGUCUCUCCGGUCGUGUUGCGUGUCUCGGGGGAAGGCGGCGUCGGGGAUCAGACACUUCUCCAGCAGUGAUCCGCCACCGGAGAACAUCAGUCGCUAUCCAAUCCCUUCCAAGAAAGACCUACCUAUUGAUAUAGUGGAGGUAAUGGAGGAAGUUGAGUCAAAGGGAGGCUUUUUGCCCAAUGUCUUCAAAACCCUCUCUCAUCGACCUGCAGAGUUCAGAGCCUUCUUCGCUUACUACAAUGAACUAAUGAACAAAGAGACAGGUGGAUUGACCAAGGCAGAUCGUGAGCUGAUUGUAGUUGCUACCAGUAUCCACAACAAGUGUCUUUACUGUGUGGUAUCCCACAGUGCAUUGCACCGCAUCUACUCUAAGAAACCCACUCUUUCCGAUCAGGUCGUUGUUAGCUAUGAAAAUGCAGAGCUGUCAGCUCGGGAGCGCACUAUGGUGGACUUUGCGAUGGCUGUGUGUCGCAGCGAUGCCAUUACAGAGCAGCAUUUCCAGUCUUUGGAGGAAGUUGGCUUUGACCGCGAGGAUGCGUGGGACAUCGCUGCCAUUGCUGCUUUCUUUGCCAUGUCCAAUCGGCUCGCUCACCUCACCGACAUGAGACCAAACUUAGAGUUUUAUAACAUGGGCCGUAUGCCACGGGACAAGAACAAGGACAAAGGGAAAGUGGAAAGAGAAUAGCGUACAGACGACAUUAUCAGAUGUCAAGGUGUUAUAUAUUCUUUUAAUUUAGAGGUGUGUGUGUGCGUGUGCGUGUGCGUGUGUAUUGAUGGGGCAGACAUGGUUUUGUUGAAUCUAUAUCAUUAGUCAUUGUGUGUAGCUGUAGUCAUAUGUCUGCUUAUUUACCUUGACAUUUUGAAUUUUAGGUGACUGGUUGUUCACUAGACACUUGCCAUUUGGUGGCGGAAACUCAUUUUUUUGCUGCUAGCUGUUGAUCAUAUUUAAAUUUCACACUUGUCUUCCAUGUUUGCGUCAUAACAUCUAUGAAAAACAAUCACAUGAAAGUCAAAAUCUCAUGCCAGCUCUUUAUUUCGUUGUUCCCCAGUUGAAAGGGCUCUUUGUUAUGAUGUGUUGCACAAUGCAUUGUUAUUGUGACUACCAGGAAGGUUUUAAAUAAAUUACUAGCAUUGUAGCGCAGCGAUGUAACCCUGUGUUCUAAAGUUUCGAAAGGCAUUCCCUUUUACCUACUAAAUAAACUACUUUUCCUGAUAAUA
This is a messenger RNA of Cottoperca gobio, 1582 nucleotides long. RefSeq lists its product as uncharacterized. The record is from RefSeq and is a predicted model, not a curated record. The transcript is spliced from 5 exons. NCBI's taxonomy places the organism in Eukaryota, Metazoa, Chordata, Actinopteri, Perciformes, Bovichtidae. The coding region runs from base 309 to 1049 and encodes 246 amino acids. Gene Ontology annotation, molecular function: peroxiredoxin activity.